Messenger RNA from Chilo suppressalis (striped riceborer), 877 nucleotides. The record is from the annotation of a GenBank genome assembly. Lineage: Eukaryota; Metazoa; Arthropoda; Insecta; Lepidoptera; Crambidae.
AUCAGUAACGUCAAAGUAGUUGUAUGAAAAUAGCACGAAAGAAAAACUUACAAUUACAAAAUCCGCAAAUAUUUACUUGUUUUAUUUUAAUUAGGUGGAUGAUAAAUCAUUGAAGGAAUUCUUAGAAACUUAAUGUGCAAUAAUGGCGACAACCGCUUAUGAGCUAGAUGCCGAUGGUUCAAAAUUUAUUCCUGCUACUCAGAGACCAGAUGGUACAUGGCGCAAACCACGACGGGUCAAGGAUGGAUAUGUACCUCAAGAAGAAGUGCCUCUCUAUGAAAGUAAAGGAAAACAGUUCAAAGCUAGACAGAACACAGGUUUGCCAGUGGGGCUCACACCUGAAAUAGUGGCUGCUGCACAGAAACCUAAAAAGAGUCGAGCAGGUACAAUACAGCCAAUACCUGGCAUGAUUAUCAAUGUGGAUAAAAAGAAGAAGAAGAAGAAGUCAGGAGCUGAUGAAGCUGCAGAAAAGUUGGCUAAGUGUGAAAUCACAGAGCCCACAUUCAGCAAUCCAUCUCCUCCAUCAUCAUCUGGAAAUAACACACCUGCUGCUAGUCAAGCAGAUCCUGCUAAGAGAUUGAAGAAUUUAAAAAAGAAAUUAAGGGACAUUGAACAACUUGAAGAAAAAGUUAAAUCUGGUGCGUUGAAAAACCCUGACAAAGAUCAAAAAGAAAAGAUGUCCAAAAAAAGUGACAUUAUUAAAGAAAUAGAAUUACUAGAAAAUCAGACUACUAGUUAAAAUAAUCUAAGCCAAAUCAAAGGUUUUUUUUAUUUGUGAAUGAAAUAUCAUGAAGUUGUCUUAAUUGGUUUUAAUUAACUGUGUUGUCUUAUGUGAGGGUGCAAAGUGAUAAAAAAUUCAUUUUAACAUAAAUUAUUU